Messenger RNA from Vigna angularis (adzuki bean), 2461 nucleotides. RefSeq names its product pentatricopeptide repeat-containing protein At2g30780. The transcript is spliced from 4 exons. Lineage: Eukaryota; Viridiplantae; Streptophyta; Magnoliopsida; Fabales; Fabaceae. Gene Ontology annotation, molecular function: mRNA binding; protein binding. Bases 69 to 1583 code for a protein of 504 amino acids. The record is from RefSeq and is a predicted model, not a curated record.
UGCAUAGUACUGCUUCUCUGGAAGAAUGUCUUCUGUGUAAAACCCUAACAAAAUUUUUGGCGUCGACCAUGAAGCGAGUGUGGAGAUUCUCUUCACACGCAACCGGUGUUCAGUUGUUACUCUUCCAAUCCCACUUCAGUGGAUUCUCCAAACCCAAACACAUUCCCUCCUUCUCCACCGUGCUAUCUUAUCGCCAGCUCAACACGGUGUCAGACUCGUUCUCUCACCUCAUUCCAUUGUUCACCGUCAAUGCUUGUUCUUCAACUUCAACCAAAGAGGAUCUCAUCAACAACGUCACUAUUCUUAGGAAUGAACUAAUUCGGGAUUCCUCCGACCAUGUUCAGGUUCAAAGCAUUUUGGACUAUAAGUAUGACGAUCUCAGUAGCCGCUACCCCAAGGGAUAUGUGUUCUUGGAACUUAUGUAUCAAUUGAAAUCAAAUUCUUCUCUUGCUCUUAAGGUGUUUAACUGGAGAAGGAAAAGAUGUAGUGCUGAAAACCCUAUGGAUACGAAUGAGUACUCAAAGGGUAUAAUAGCUGCAGGUAGAUCUGGGAAUAUUCAUUUUGCUAUUAAGCUCUUUAAGGAGGCUGCUACCAAAGGUGUCAAGACGACUAGCACUUACAAUGCGCUAAUGAGUGCCUUCUCGGUCAAUGGUCUUGCUGAUUGCUGUCAGUCCUUGUUUUGUGAUCUGAAGAGGGAUUCAACUUGCGAUCCUUCUAUUGUCACAUACAACAUUCUCAUAUCUAGUUUUGGUAGCUUGAUGCUGGUUGAUCACAUGGAAGCAACAUUCCGUGAGAUUCGAAAGUUAGACCUUGCCAUGAAUAUCAGCACUUAUAAUAACUUAAUUGUUGGAUAUAUCACAGCUUGGAUGUGGGAUGAUAUGGAAAAGGUGUUUCAAAUGUUGAAGUCGAGCCCUGUCCAGCCUAACAUGAAAACCUACCUGCUAAUGCUUCGUGGGUAUGCAAAUUCAGGUAACCUGGAAAAGAUGGAAGAUACGUACUCCAUUGUAAGGGAUCAUGUAAAUGAACAUGAAAUUUCAUUAAUCAGAAGUAUGAUAUGUGCCCAUUAUAGAAGUUCUGAAGCAGAUAAACUUAAGAAGAUAGAGUUGCUAUUGAAGUUUAUUCCAGAAGAGGAGUACAAACCAUGGUUAAAUGUGUUGAUGAUUAAACUCUAUGCCAAGGAAGACUUGUUAGAGAAGAUGGAGAAUGCUAUAAAUAAGGCAUUUGAACAUGGACCAUCUAUUAGAAGCAUGGGUAUCUUGAGAUGCAUUGCUGCAACUUAUUAUCGGUGCAAUGCUGUAGAAAAGCUAGAAAAUUUUGUGAGACGUGCUGAAAUCUCUGGGUGGAGUACCUGCCGCUCCUUAUAUCAUUGUAAACUGGUCAUGUAUGGGUCACAGAAGCCCUUACAUGAAUUGUAUCGUGUCCUUGAGGGGAUGGAAAAUGCCAAACUUGCUUGUACGAAGAAAACAUUAUGGAUAAUGCACAAAGCUUACAGCAACCGUGGCCAGAGUCCCAUGGUUUUGAAAACACUGGGGCUAAUGUUCAAACAUGGUUACGAAUUUCCUUUGGACGCAAUUCCAUCAUAAAGAUCUACCAUUCAAGUUGUAUCUGGAACAUUUUCCAGAGUUUGCCCUCUCUCUCAAAGCUGAGUCCAAAAUGGUGAAUUGUUUUUUUGUAAACAAGAAUAAAUUAUUGUAAACGAUUCUGUUCAAGGGGAAACUACAUUAUUUAUAUGAUGAAAAUAGCUCAAAUGCCAACAUAAAAUUUAAAUGGCUGUCAAAUGAUUUAAAUUACCUGGGAAUUAGAGGGUUAAGAAGUAUGAAUGGAUUUUUUCCCUCCCUUUGAGAUGGCUCAACUAACCCUCUUAUUGCAGGCCACAUUGCAUUUUACUCUGGGAAAGAAAACGUAGUACACAUAGAUGCUACUGAAAUGCUGAAGUACACAUUGAUGUUACUGAAAUGCUGAAAUUGCUCCACAGACAAAUUGAUUCUAUAAUUGUUUUGGAAGAUAUAUUGGUUAUGGCUGAAGAGAUCAAAGCACAAGAUAGACAGGAGUUUUUGACCUUUUGGUUCCACCUGCAAAGGAGAGUGUUGGAAUGAAAUUCAUUGCUUUUUGACCCCACGGUUACUUUCAACAAUUAAUACAGCACCACCCGAAACCUAAGGCAACAGGUCUGCCCUAUUUUGCGAAGGGUGUCUAAGGUGUGGCAAAUAAUCAAGGUUUUGGAGUUUGAAACCAGGGCUGCCUCUAAAAGUCUACUAAUACCAGUUUAUUGCGCACAUUUACAUUGGAUACAUCUUAGCUUCUAGUCAACAUCAUGUGGUAAGUUAAAAAAGUAAAUUUCUUCCAAUUUUCUUUGAUGUCAGUUAGAACCAUUUUUAUCGUCAUGUACUGGUUAUUUCUGAUGAAUUGACUUGGUAUGAUUAUUUUUUAAUAUUGAAUUUAAAUAGCCUUAGUGGUGAUG